GACCGUCAUGGCGGCCCCCAGGGUUCGCUGUUGAAGGUUUCCAGCCCGGGGUCCAGGCUAUCAUGCGGGGGUGCUCCCAUCCCAGGACUUAGGUGGAAUCUAGCCAUGGAUGAGGUCACCUUCAGAAGUGACACUGUGCUGUCUGACGUCCAUCUGUACACCCCGAACCAGAGGCACCUCAUGGUACGGCUGAACAGUGUGGGACAACCUGUUUUCUUGUCCCAGUUCAAACUUCUGUGGAGUCGAGACUCCUGGACAGGUGCAAGGACUGAGGACAGUGAUCCCAGAGAUGUCCCCACACAGGAGACCCCUCCUACUGGGUCAGGCAGCCCCAACUCCUCUCCCAGAAGUGGCCACAGUCUUGAAGGCUCAUCCCUGCAGUCCAAGGCUGAUAUCACCAGUCAAAAAGGGCUGGGGGCUCCACUGGAUGAAGACGGAGACCUGGAUGUGGUGCGCAGACCCCGGACUGACUCUGAACCAGACCUGGCUGAGCUGCCGAGAGACAAGGUACAUCCCAUAAUUCUAACAGAAGAAGAAGGCGAUGCCAGGGGAGAUGGAGCACAAGGGAGCUGUGCCCCCAGCAUCAUUAAAAUAGAGCACACCAUGGCCACCCCCCUGGAGGAUGUUGGCAAGCAGGUGUGGCGAGGCGCUCUGCUCCUGGCUGACUACAUCCUUUUCCGGAGGGACCUCUUCCAGGGAUGCACCGUGCUGGAGCUGGGCGCAGGCACUGGGCUCACCAGCAUCGUGGCGGCCACAGUGGCAAGCACUGUGUACUGUACGGAUGUUGGCGCCGACCUCCUUGCCAUGUGCCAGCAAAACAUCACCAUCAACAGCCAUUUGGCUGCCCCUGGAGGUGGUUUGGUGAAGGUCAGAGAGCUGGAUUGGCUGAAAGAUGACCUCUGCACAGAUCCUGAGGUCCCCUUCAGCUGGUCGGAGGAGGACAUUGCUGACCUGUAUGACCACACUACCGUGCUGUUGGCAGCUGAAGUGUUCUAUGAUGACGACUUAACUGACGCUCUGUUUAACACGCUCUCCCGACUUGCCCACAGACUGAAGAAUGCCUGCACGGCCAUCUUGUCCGUGGAGAAGAGGUUCAACUUCACGCUGCGGCACUUGGAUGUCACGUGCGAAGCCUAUGACCACUUCCGCGCCUCCCUGCGCGCGCUGGGCACGCUGGCUGGCAGCAGGCUGCGCUUCGCGGUGGAGCCCGUGGAAGCCUCCUUCCCACAGCUGCUCGUCUAUGAGCGCAUCCCGCAGCUGGAGCUCUGGAAGAUUGUUGCAGAACCUACCACGUGACCUGUCACUUCUCCAAGGCUUGACCUCUCAAUGGCUCUGGUGUGUUUCUAAUAAAACCAAAAAC
This is a messenger RNA of Jaculus jaculus (lesser Egyptian jerboa), 1360 nucleotides long. It is a transcript of the gene Mettl22, whose product is annotated as methyltransferase 22, Kin17 lysine. Gene Ontology annotation, molecular function: protein methyltransferase activity. Gene Ontology annotation, biological process: protein methylation. Gene Ontology annotation, cellular component: nucleus. The record is from RefSeq and is a predicted model, not a curated record. NCBI's taxonomy places the organism in Eukaryota, Metazoa, Chordata, Mammalia, Rodentia, Dipodidae. Bases 106 to 1296 code for a protein of 396 amino acids. The transcript has 11 exons.